Selaginella moellendorffii is the source of this 1056-nucleotide messenger RNA. RefSeq lists its product as uncharacterized. The transcript has 4 exons. The record is from RefSeq and is a predicted model, not a curated record. Lineage: Eukaryota; Viridiplantae; Streptophyta; Lycopodiopsida; Selaginellales; Selaginellaceae. Bases 27 to 884 code for a protein of 285 amino acids.
GGCGGCGGCGGCGAUUCUUGGCGGAGAUGGGCAACAAUCUCGAGAAGGUAUUCCGGGACGACGAGUAUGAGGUGACGCUGCGCAUCAAGAAGGUGGAUCACGGCGGCCGCGGGCAGCAGGCGAAUGGCGCCGCGAAUGGGAAUGCCGAGCAGACGCCCGCCGCGGAGGCAAUGCCCAAGUACGCGGUGCCCAACGGCGACAGCAGGGCGCGCAAGAGCGCCGACGACCGGUCGAUGCGAGCGCGCAAGAUUUUGAAGGUGGGGGCGCUGGACGAGGCGAAUUCGAGCGAUAGCGAGCAGCAGCAGCCGCUGGAGGAAGGGGCGACGCCGCGGACGGGGCGCUACGCUGGGAGGAAGACUUCGUGUAUGAAGUGGAGUAACUCCGGCCUGGACAUGAGCGUGCUAAAGUCACACCUUUCUCCAAAUUUCCAUGUGACUGUGCCGCCAGAGUUCGUUGCGAUGCACGGGAGCUUCUUCGACAUCUCAAACGGCGUGCAGGGCAAGUCCCUAGAGAUCGAGGAGAUCACCAAGACGAGGUUCAAGUUUAAGAAGCAGCACUGGGCCCAGAUCGUCCACGAGCACAAUCUCCAGCUCAACGACACUGUGCACUUCGAGAUGGAGGGCAAGUCCAAGCUCCGGAUCGAAAAGGGUCACUCGCUCGCGCAGUACACUCCAGCGGAGCCAUCAGCGUCUCCACCUCCCUACCCAAACACAGGACCUGGCGGCGCUGAGCUCUACUCGCCGGGAGUAACAGAUUCGGCAGGAGCAGCAACAUCGGGAGCAGCAACACCAGCAGCAGCAGGAGUAGCAACAGCAACAGCAGCAGCAGCAGCAGCAGCAGCAGCCGGGCCUGAAUCUUCCCCAGCAGAAGGCGUCGCGGCUUAAGAUUAAUUUCCGGUCAUCUUGGUACUUUUUUUUCUUCGUUCUUCGUUUCCUUUUCAUCUCUGGAGACACUGUUCCUACAGAAAAUCACUUUCUUUGUAACCGAGGGCUCCAUAGAGCAUUGGUUUGUUGUAUUGUUAAACUUCAAACAUUAUAUAAGUGUUUGUAUGAGGGA